Molecule: messenger RNA, 2359 nt
Organism: Hermetia illucens (black soldier fly)
Lineage: Eukaryota; Metazoa; Arthropoda; Insecta; Diptera; Stratiomyidae
Product: oocyte zinc finger protein XlCOF6-like
Exons: 8
Coding region: 298-2343 (681 amino acids)
Biological process (GO): regulation of transcription by RNA polymerase II
Cellular component (GO): nucleus
Molecular function (GO): DNA-binding transcription factor activity, RNA polymerase II-specific; RNA polymerase II transcription regulatory region sequence-specific DNA binding
Source: RefSeq, a predicted model, not a curated record
CAACGGUGGAUACAGUGUCAUUUCAGGUCUUUUGCAUUGUAAACGCGAGUUUUUUACAGUUUAGCCUUGUAUUCGGGAAAUAACGAACUUUCGCGCCUACGUCACAUCCGCUCUUCUCCAAGCACAUCCUUUGGGGGAGUGAACAGUGGACGGAAGCGGUUUAAGACUGCAUGGGAGACGUGCUAACAUGACAGAGGGGUCAACCCACGAUACUGAAAUUUAGAAUUCGUCCUUCACGAAAUUAGACACGCCUCCUUUAUCCCGAGUGGACUCCGAAGGUCAACUCCGAAGGAACACAUGAAGAAGCAAAAGACUCCCGCCCGGUUCGGGUGCUCGAACUGCACCUUUCAAUCCCGCACAGAGGGUGGCCUCGCACGGCACAUCCAGGACUUCCACAAUAUCUGCUGUGAGAUCUGCAAGACCAUCCACGACUCCCCCGGCAGCUACGUCGCUCACGUCCAGAAGGUCCACAAUAGCGAGAAGUUCGCCCGUGAAAUAUGUGAAAAGUGCGGGAAGCAGUUCCUGACCAGGCAGAGUUUGAAGAAUCACAUGGAGUCGAAUUGCGGGACAAGGAAGCGUUUCAAGUGCGAUGUGUGCAAUCAGAACUACUCGAGCAGAGUAACCCUCGCCGCUCACAAACUGAUCCACUCCGGGGAGAAGCUGUACACCUGCGACUACUGCGGCAAGCAGUUCAUCAGCCAAGGGGAGCUGAAGGUGCACGAGAGGAAGCACACCAAGGAGAAGCCUUUCAAGUGCAAUACCUGCCACAAAGCCUUUCCAUACCGCGAAAGCCUCGUGACGCAUAUGUCCGUCCACACCGGGAUCAAGCCAUACAUUUGCGAAAAUUGCGGGAAGACCUUUUCUUGCGUCGGAAAUCUGCAAAAGCACCGACGAGUUAGGCCGUUCAGCUGUGGUUUGCCGGAAUACUGCCAGCAGUCCAAGCGCAUCGCCCCGCGGACCAAGACCAAGAGGCUUAGGAGAGGAUCAGACACAACUGCCGCAGAUGAAGGGAAUAAAUUCAAAGUCGAAUAUUUAGAUGAAAACAUCGACGAAGUCGAACCGGUAGAUUUCCUCCAUAUUUUGGACGAGGAGUCCUCACAAGUUCCAAUGGAGCUGGAUAAAUCGGACGAAAGUCAUAGUAACAUAAAAAUCGAGAGACUUGACCUGACUGAAGCCAAUAUCGAGGAAUCCUCCAUGAAUGAUGAUGAUUCCCACUUCUCUGGAGACUGUGACUCGCAGUCCGAAGAACAAACCCCGGAUCCGAAUACAAGUGAUGAACACGUUGACUACGAUGCUGACUUCGAACAAUAUGCCGUGCAGCUUCUGGACGAGAUCGAUGGAGACUCCACGGAAAUGGACGUUAACAUGUUAAAGAACGGCGAAGACGCUCCAGUUGCGUUAUCCCCUGAAAAUGUAACUAAAUACUUAGCCGAAGAUACCGCUCUCAAUGCAUGGAAAGCUGAACCAACAGCGACCCCUGAAGACACCGAUUUGGAAACAGAAACUUACUUGGCCGAUGGCAUAGAAUGCGAUUCCAUGGAAGAAGUUUACGGAUGUCCUUCGUGCUAUUCCGACUUCAAAACAACCAACUUGCUCAUCGAACAUUUGCAAUCUGAGCACAAUUUGACGGACGAAAUUAUCGAACAGCAUUUCCAAACGGACGGGACCGAGUUAGCAUGCCCUCAGUGCGGUAAAAAAUUCCACCUCCAAUACCUGUUCGAGAAACAUUUAGAGGUUCACGAAAACAGCCCCCAAAUAAUUUCCAUUGAAAUAACAAAGGAGGAGUCGGAGAAACCAAUCAUCAAAACAAAAUCGAAAGACAAAAUUCUGGCCGGAACGGACUUCAUCUGUCUGAAGUGUGGGAAAAAAUGUUUCAGUCGAUCUGCUUUCCGCGAACAUGAAGCUUCGAAUUGCGGUGAAACGCGACGUUACAAAUGUGAUAUUUGCAAUAAAUUUUACUACAGUCUGGGCUCCCUGAAAACACACAAAACUGUCCAUACCGGGGAUCUGCCGUUCUUAUGCUCGUAUUGCGGGAAGAGUUUUCGAACCAAAGGAGAACACGCGGUGCAUUCACGGAAACAUACCGGCGAGAAACCGUUCAAGUGUCAUAUUUGUCCGAAAAGUUUUCCCUAUCGUCAGAGCCUUGUUACGCAUAUUACAACGCAUACCGGAGAGAAGCCGUUUCAAUGUGGCUGCGGACAGAGUUUCUCGUGUGUUAGAAAUUUACUAUCGCAUCGAAACACAUUCAAUGCAACAUGCGGACAGUUACCACUGCAAACAAAACCCGUAAUACAAAUAGGAGUUAUAAAAGGACAAUUAUAUGUUGGUGAAAAGUCAGAAUAAAUAUUUUUAAUAGUCA